Malania oleifera is the source of this 4314-nucleotide messenger RNA. Its product is annotated as transcription initiation factor TFIID subunit 2. Lineage: Eukaryota; Viridiplantae; Streptophyta; Magnoliopsida; Santalales; Ximeniaceae. Bases 106 to 4110 code for a protein of 1334 amino acids. The record is from RefSeq and is a predicted model, not a curated record. Gene Ontology annotation, cellular component: transcription factor TFIID complex. The transcript is spliced from 25 exons. Gene Ontology annotation, biological process: transcription initiation at RNA polymerase II promoter. Gene Ontology annotation, molecular function: transcription cis-regulatory region binding; RNA polymerase II general transcription initiation factor activity; chromatin binding.
ACACAGGGUGCUUCAUCCUCCAGAGGGAGAGAGGGGGAACGAGCGGCAGAGAGCAGGGACCAGGCAUCUAUAAAUAAACGUUCUGGUGUCCGCACGCGGAGAGAUAUGGCGAAGCCUCGCAAGGCGAAGAGCGAAGACCAGAAGGCGGAGGGCUCAGGCGCGGUGGUGCGCCACCAGAAGCUCUGCCUCUCCAUUGACAUGGACAGGCGUCGGAUUUACGGUUUCACUGAGUUGGAAAUUGUUGUCCCAGAGAGUGGGAUAGUUGGGUUGUAUGCGGAUGAUUUGGAAAUUGAGGGUGUUCUGGUUGAUGGAGAGCCGGCAGAAUUUGAAAUUUUUCCACAUUAUCAGCUUGUGGAAAUAGAGAAUAGGUGGUGUUCAGUGUCCUCAGUUAGUUCUGCUGCCGAUGCUGCAGGAUCUACAUAUAUAUCAGCUCUUGAAAGAGAAAUGGUCCCAAAUUUGUUAAUUAUGUGUUGUAAACCUGACAUGUCAGCGAGUGAACAGCAUGGCCAACCAAAAUCAGAGAAUGGGCUGCAGCCCGCAGACCAACCCAAGCAGAAUGUUAAAUUGGUUCGUGUUGACUACUGGGUAGAUAAAGCGGAGACAGGGAUUCAUUUUGAUGACAAUUUGUUGCUUACUGAUAAUCAGUUACGGCGUGCACACUGCUGGUUCCCUUGUAUGGAUGAAAGUUCACAGCGCUGUUGCUAUGAUUUUGAAUUCACGGUUGCUCACAAUCUUGUUGCUGUCAGCAAUGGAAACUUGCUUUAUCAGGUUUUGAACAAGGAAGAUCCUCCUCGCAAAACAUAUGUCUAUAGAUUAAAUGUUCCAGUAGCUGCUCGGUGGAUAUCUUUGGUAGUUGCACCAUUUGAGAUCCUACCUGACAGCCAUAGUGGUAUGCUUUCGCACAUGUGUUCGCCAGCUAAUUUGUCAAAGCUUAAAAAUACAGUGGGGUUUUUCCAUAGUGCAUCCAGCCAUUAUGAAGAUUACCUGUCUGCAUCAUUUCCAUUUGGAUCUUACAAGCAAGUUUUUAUAACUCCAGAGAUGACAAUAUCCUCAUUUAGCUUGGGUGCCUCCCUGAGCAUCUUUAGCUCCCAGGUUCUAUUUGAUGAGAAGGUUAUUGAUCAGACUAUAGAAACGAGGAUUAAACUUGCCUACGCCCUUGCCAAACAGUGGUUUGGAGUAUAUAUCUCUCCCGAGGCACCAAAUGAUGAGUGGUUGUUGGAUGGUCUUGCUGGUUUUUUAACAGAUUCUUUUAUCAAGCGAUUUCUGGGAAAUAAUGAGGCACGAUAUCGGAGAUACAAGGCAAAUUGUGCUGUCUGCAAAGCAGAUGAUUGUGGUGCAACUGCUUUAAGCUCCUCUGCUUCUUCCAAAGAUAUGUAUGGAACUCAAUGUAUUGGUUUAUAUGGGAAAAUAAGGUCAUGGAAGUCUGUGGCAGUCCUUCAAAUGUUGGAAAAGCAGAUGGGGCCUGAGUCCUUCCGUAAGAUUUUGCAAAUAAUAGUUUUUCGGGCUCAAGAUUCAUCUCGUUCUUUGAGAACUCUUAGCACAAAAGAGUUCCGACAUUUAGCCAAUAAGGUUGGUAAUCUUGAGCGGCCAUUUCUGAAGGAAUUUUUUCCUCGGUGGGUUGGAUCUUGCGGUUGUCCAGUGCUAAGGAUGGGACUGUCCUAUAACAAGCGAAAAAAUAUGGUAGAAUUGGCAGUGUUGCGGGGAUGCACAGCCACACCAGAUUCAAGUGCACCAUUACCCAGUGGAAAUGCUGAUUCUGAAAACUUGGAAGGUGAUAUUGGAUGGCCUGGUAUGAUGAGCAUCAGGGUUCAUGAACUGGAUGGUAUGUAUGAUCAUCCAAUUCUGCCAAUGGCUGGAGAUUCUUGGCAGCUUUUGGAAAUACAAUGCCAUUCAAAGCUUGCUGCUAGACGCUUCCAGAAACCUAAAAAGGGCUCUAAACCUGAUGGCUCUGAUGAUAAUGGUGAUGCUGCAGCUAGUCAGGACAUGCGUUCCAAUACGGAAUCCCCCUUGUUAUGGCUAAGGGCGGACCCAGAAGUGGAAUAUCUUGCUGAAAUUCAUUUUAAUCAACCUGUGCACAUGUGGAUUAAUCAAUUAGAGAAGGACAAAGAUGUUGUUGCUCAGGCGCAAGCGAUAGCAACACUUGAGGCAUUACCACAGCUUUCAUUUUCUGUUGUCAACGCUCUCAAUAAUUUUCUCAGUGACUCUAAGGCCUUCUGGAGAGUUCGAAUUGAGGCAGCAUUUGCAUUGGCUAGUACAGCAUCAGAGGAAACUGAUUGGGCUGGUUUACUCCAUCUUAUUAAAUUUUAUCAAAGUCGGAGAUUUGACAUGAACAUUGAACUUCCCAAGCCAAAUGAUUUUCAUGAUUUUCCGGAGUACUUUGUUCUUGAGGCCAUCCCACAUGCUAUUGCUAUGGUGAGAUCAGCUGAUAAGAAAAGCCCAAGAGAAGCUGUGGAGUUUGUUUUACAACUUUUAAAGUAUAAUGACAAUAAUGGGAACCCAUAUUCUGAUGUUUUCUGGCUUGCUGCAUUAGUCCAGUCAGUUGGUGAACUAGAAUUCGGACAACAGAGUAUUCUCCUUUUAUCUUCUCUUCUUAAGCGCAUUGAUCGGCUGUUGCAGUUUGACAGGCUGAUGCCAAGCUACAAUGGGAUCUUGACAAUCAGCUGCAUCCAGACUUUGACUCAAAUUGCUUUAAAGCUUUCAGGAUUUAUUCCUCUUGAUCGUGUCUUUGAACUAAUUAAACCAUUUCGAGAUUUAAAAACAAUAUGGCAAGUUCGGAUUGAAGCAAGCAGAGCUCUUCUUGAUCUUGAGUUCCACUGCAGGGGCAUUGAUGCCACAUUAUUGCUGUUCAUCAAAUAUUUAGAGGAUGAGCAAUCCUUCAGAGGGCAGGUGAAGUUGUGUGUGCAUGCUAUGCGGCUAUGUCAUAUAAAAGGCCUACAUGAAUCUGAUGGUGAAGUAAAGAGCCAAACCCUUGUGGCUUUGCUUCGGUUGCUAGAAAGCCGCAUGGCGUUCAACAAUGUCUUUCUUCGGCACCACUUGUUCUGCAUUUUGCAAAUCCUUGCUGGAAGGCGCCCUACACUUUAUGGAGUAGCCAGAGAUCAAACAUCACAAAUGGGCCAUGCAGAAACUCGUACUGAACUCAAGAAUAGCAUUGUGGCUCUUUUCAAGCAAGCUAAGCCUCCAGAGAUGCCUGCAGACAUCUCAAACAAUUCACGUGACGGUUUGGCUGUUCCAGCUGCUUCAAAAGAAGCAGAUACUGUUUCAAAUAGUCAUGAACGAAGAGUUGUUAAGAUCAGGGUCAAGCACUCUGUUGCAUCCAGUAGAGCAGAGGAGACCGAUCAUCCGGCAGUUGAAAAAUCUCAAUGUGGGGCAAAUGAAAUGGAUCGUGGGGCCAGCAGUUCCAUUUCUGUGGAUGCGCCACAAAGGAAUUUCACUGAGGUUGUGAGCAUAAGCAAUCAAAUUCUUGAGGAAGUCAACUCUUGUCAUGAUCCUGGGUCUCGGAUGACUGCCAGCAUUGGCAGUGUCAAACAUGCGAGUGAUGGUGAUGAAUUUGGAAGAGAUCUCCAAUGCACAGCUGAUUCAAGCAGAGUUGCUUCACUGCCCCACCCGGAUGAUCCCUCAUCACCCAGCUUUGUCAGAGAUAGUAAUGUAGAUGUAGAUGCUGGUGCACAAAAAUAUGCAAGUCUUCAAACUCUUUCAACUGCGACAGGUCACGAUCUUGAUGGCAGCUCACUGGCAAUAAUGGACCCUGAGCUACAUAGGAAAGAAGAGAAGAAGAAAAAAGACAAGGAGAAGAAACGGAAGCGGGAAGACCGCAAAGGGCACCGGGAUGAUCCAGAGUACUUGGAGCGGAAGCGCUUGAAAAAGGAGAAGAAACAGAAAGAAAAGGAGAUGGCGAAGCUUCUCAGCAAUGAGCCAAAGACAGCAGUUGAGUUGCCCAGUAAGAAAGAGGAAGCUGGAACUAAGCCUGCUGCCCUGCAAUUGAAAGGGACUGAACCCGGUAGAUCGAAAAUAUUGCUUACAAGGGUGGACUCAGUAGCUGAAUCAUCGGAAGGUAGUUCUGUUCACAGAUUUAGGAUUAAAAUUAAGAAUCGGACGCUGAACAAUUCAUAGUGUAUACACAUGGAAUUACACAUUCCAUAGCAUAUUUUUGCUUACAAUUUGUUCAGCCUCACGUGAUAUGCAAUAGUUGAGCCUUAAUGUAAGAAAUCUUAAACGGACGCUUGCUCUUAACUGAAUUUGUAGUUUCUAGUUCUUUAGUCCUAUAUUUGCAUGUUGGUAUUCUUGGUGAGAGCUAUUUGAUCCAUUGGUUCUGUA